AGUCGAUGGGGUCGCCAGUCCUUGAGAAGGGGCUCGUCCCCUUUCCUCACAGAGGGCAUGGCGGGGAAGCACGGAAGGAGGCUCUCCUCAUUCACCACAUCCUCAGGAGAUGACACUGCCGUAUCCAUUGAGGAGGAGGAGACUCCCGAGGAGGUGAAGGAGAACAUGCGCCUCAACAAACAGAUCAUUGAGACCAUCAAGCUACAGCCCUGGCGCAUGAAGAAAAAGUACAAGAUCCUCAGAAAAGCCAAGGCUUACGUCCGUAAACACGAGGGCGAAUUGGCUCAAAGUAAACGAUCAAAGGAUGUUUUUGCCAAGUACACGCUCCUUUGGAGCAGGGGCUGGAACCGAUUCAAAAGAGAAGUUGCCAAUUUCAUGGUGAUGUUGACGCCGUGGGAAAUGCGCAUCAAACGAAUAGAAAGUCAUUUUGGAUCGGUUGUCGCCUCCUAUUUCACCUUCCUUCGAUGGGUUUUUUGGAUCAACUGUUUUAUAUCUGCUUUUGUUUGCUGUUUCCUCAUGGUGCCGGAGGUUCUUCGUGGCGCAGAAGAUAUGACCGGAAUGCGAAAAGAAAUCAAAAGUGAAGAGAAAGAGAGCGCGCUCAAUCUCAAGAAUAUUUGGGAUUUCGAGGGUUAUUUGAAGUACUCCCCCAUCUUUUAUGGCUACUACAGUAACCAAGAGAAAACAGAAGAAGGCUACAGAGUUCCUCUGGCAUAUUUUCUCACUUCCAUCGCGGUUUACAUAUUCAGCUUUUUCGCCAUACUCAGAAGAAUGGCCGAGAAUUCCCGAAUGAGCAAGCUUUCCGAAAAAGAUGACGAAUGCACGUUUGCUUGGAAACUAUUCACGGGCUGGGACUACAUGAUCGGCAAUCCUGAAACGGCUUACAACAAAGUGGCUUCCCUAGUCAUGGGAUUCAAAGAAGCUAUUCUGGAAGAAAAGGAAAAAAAGAAAGAAGAAAAGAGCUGGAAGCUGAUCAGUAUUCGCGUGGCCGCCAACUUCGCCGUCUUUAUCCUGUUGGCGUCCAGCGCUUAUGCCGUGGUGCUGGUGGUGACUCGAUCGCAGGAGCCGGAAGCGCAAGAGAACGGGACGUGGUACAGGCAAAAUGAAGUGACUCUGGUUGUCUCCUUCAUCUCCAUUUUGUUUCCGAAUCUCUUCGAUAUGAUCGGAAUGGCUGAGAAGUAUCAUCCGCGCGUUCAACUCAGGUGGCAGCUAGCUAGAAUUCUACUUUUAUACCUUCUGAAUUUAUAUACCCUCAUCUUUGCACUUUUUGCCAAAGUCUACAAAACAACAGAUGAGCUGCAAGUUCUAGCAAAGAACAUCACUGACUUCAUCGACUCCGGAGCCUAUAUACAGAACACGAGUGUCCGCCACACCCGGAGCCUUCUGGAAAUGAUGGGCACCUCCGAGGACACCGAGUCCACAACCCUUGCUGAGAACUGCACCUACAUUAUCAUCCAGAACUGCACCUUGGCAGCUUUAUACGCCACCACACAAAUUACGAACUCUUUAGCACCUACAACCACAUCGCAGCCCAAUGUGUCCAUGGUCGAUGGUGAUUAUUUUCUGGACAAUUCGACACUGGAUGAGGAUUUGGCUUACGACAGGAUAUAUCGCCUUACCAUCGCCAAUCUUACCGCCUUUGGAAUAGCCAACUGGAAUCUGAGCAGUUCAGCCCCUAGUGGACCCCAUGUUGCUCUGAAUCCAAUAUUUUUCAAUUUGUCUGGUGAUAACAUGACAGUGGACAUUCCAAAACAGUUUCAGAAUGAUUCUUUAGAGAACAUUACAAUUUUUGGGGAUUUUAAUGAUUCGCUAAGUACACUAACGUCGCUUUUAUCGACUGCCUUUUUAUAUAAUGAAACCACUACCUUCAGCAGUGUAACCACCACCACCUCUACCACUACAGAAGAAGAGCCAACGUCGGACACAACUGAUCCAUCUUGUACAGUCUCUAUUCCCUUGUGCCCCUCAGAUACAACUUCCACCUACGAUCCCACCUUCACCACCACCACUACAGACGAUUUCAAUUUUACCGUUAAUGGCACGGACGCUUUCGAGAAUGCUACAUACCAGCCCUCGUGCCCAGUGUAUGAGUUUGACGAGGAUGCCCCAUGCCCCGCCAGGUGCAUGCAGGAGGAGAAGAAGGAGAGGAUGCCUACCAGUGAUGAUCUUCUCGUCAUACCCGAAUCGAUGAAAGAAGUCCUAAGGAAAAAGUGCUGGGAAACAGCCUUUGGACAGGAACUGGUGAAGUUGACUAUCAUGGACUUGGUCAUGACAGUCAUCUCCACGAUUAUCACAGAUUUUCUGAGAGCCGUCUUCGUUCGCUACGCCAACAACUGCUGGUGCUGGGACCUUGAGAAAGGAUUCCCAGGCUAUGGAGAUUUCAAAAUAGCUGAGAAUAUUCUACAUUUAGUUAACAAUCAAGGAUUAGUCUGGAUGGGCAUGUUCUUCUCCCCCGGACUGCCAGCUAUCAACACUGUAAAGCUAUGCAUCCUGGUAUAUGUCCGCAGCUGGGCCGUCCUCACAGCCAACAUUCCCCACGAGACCGUCUUCCGAGCUUCUAGAUCCAACAACUUCUACUAUGCCUUGCUGCUUAUAAUGCUUUUCCUCUGUACCUUGCCUGUAGGGUUCGCCUGUGUCUGGCUCGAACCCUCGUGGCAUUGUGGGCCAUUCAGCUCCCACAGAAGAAUCUUCAAUGUCCUCACAUCCUACGUGUUGAAUGCUCUUCCUUCUUUUAUGGUGGAAGUCGUUCAAUAUUUGACGUCUCCCGGUGUUGUUAUACCCUUGCUGUUAUUGCUAAUAUUAAUUAUUUAUUACUUGAUUUCUUUGACUGGUUCAUUGCGUGAAGCUAACAAUGACUUGAAAAUGCAGCUUAGAAGAGAAAAGAAUGAGAGGGAAAAGCCUGCUGCUGUCAGAAAAACCACCGAGCCAACGAUAGAAAUACCCGAAGACCUUACCAAGUGGUCGUCCGCCAAGAAAAUACUCCCCGUGCUGCCGAACAAAUUCCGAACGUCCAGCCAGUUGCUCGGAGAGGAGUCGGACGACAGUCACGAUACGCCCACCAAGAAGCAAGGAAAACGUUCACAUAUUGGAGACCCGUCAGAGGAUAAAUUCGAAGGCCCCGAAGACAAAAAGGCACUUAAAGAUGAUCAUUACAAGGAUAAACUACAUCGUCGGCCCUCUCCCAUGUCCACGGAAUCUCACAAGUCUUCGUCGGAGGGGGAAGACCGAAGGUGGAUUCGAAGAGGAGGGAUCACGGGAAACGGGGACCUUCCUCUCAUCACCAUUAGCCAAGCAUCCGAAGGAAGAGAUUCCAUGUCUAGCUUGAAUUCUUCGGAAGAGGGCACUCCUCCAUCGAGCGCCACAUCCUUCCGACGUCCGGGCCUUAUCCCGUCCGUUAGUGAACAGGAAGAGGACGAAUACGUAGAAGAAGAUGAGGAGCUGAGCAUCGAGAUCCAAGACCACACCCACUUCGAGCCCAUCAGGGACGCCCAAGAGAACGGGGAACAGGAAGAAGUAUCAGUCGCUCCUGAGACCAUGGACACUCCUGUGAAAGAUACAGCGACGAUUAAAUCCCUUACUGGUUGUAGAGCCCCCAAAUUCCGCAACAUCGAUGAAUCAUCGUCCACAGAUCGUGACACAGACGACUACUGCAACAAGCCCACCCUUCCAAUCGCUGAAGUGAAGCGACGCUCCAGCCGCCAACCCUCCCUGCAGAGGACGAAGGCCGUCAAAGGCAGCGACAGUUUGGGCAGCAACGACUCCAAUACGCUUAGACCUCCUUCGCCUGAGGGCGAUGUCAAGAGAGCAAAGAUUCAAAGACUAGAUACGGAUUCUUUAUGAAAACUUAUGAAAUAAGGAGAUACCUAAGGAUUUCACCAUAUAACAAUGGACCAAAUCAAACUGACCUGUCAAUCAAGUUUCUCCAUACAAUAAUGAAGAAAUAUUUCGAAGAAUAAAUACAGAAACAAAAACUCUUUUUUUUUACAUGUAUAUAAGAUUACAAUUCCAAGAGCUACUCUUAACUAUUUCCCAUUCAAUUUCUUUAUCUUUGAAUCUGUAUGUUCGAUUCACUUUCAACAAAGAACAAAUGCUGCUACGGCAAGAAAUGUUCACUCCAAAUUCUUGCAGUUAAAGUAGGCAAUAUCUUUUGGCUAGUUAAUGCUAAACAAAUAGAAAGCGAUUUCUUGGAUAUUUAUAAAAUCUUAAUCAUUAGAAACACUCAAGGGUUACUGCACUGCUAACUUUAU
Messenger RNA from Argiope bruennichi, 4244 nucleotides. Its product is annotated as transmembrane channel-like protein. NCBI's taxonomy places the organism in Eukaryota, Metazoa, Arthropoda, Arachnida, Araneae, Araneidae. Gene Ontology annotation, molecular function: mechanosensitive monoatomic ion channel activity. The transcript has 27 exons. The coding region runs from base 58 to 3837 and encodes 1259 amino acids. The record is from RefSeq and is a predicted model, not a curated record. Gene Ontology annotation, cellular component: plasma membrane.